AUGGAAAAAUGUGGCAUAGAAAUCGAUGCAACUGUUUCGGGAGAAUUUACGAGAGAGUUGUGGGAACUAACCCUAGCGUCUUUGCGCGCGAAUUUCCGCUCUUCCCUUUCUUCUUCACCAUUGGAUGUCUCAGCGGCGUAUUUGUUGCAAAGGGCAGGCGGUGUCUCCGCUGUGCGCCAAGAUGUAAUUCGCUUCCUGAGCGAAGCUAUUCAGAGGAAGGCUCAAGUUGAACACAACUUGCGCGUUAUGGGAGAGGUGAAAUUUACAGAGGAUAUAAGUGAAUUAGGAGAUCGCUUUUCCCCUGGAACUCCUUUCACCCUUCACUUGCGUGCGGAGCUGCAUCCCAGAGUUCGUUUCAAGCGCUCUUACAAGGGUCUCAAUCUUCGCGUGCCGAGACAGCCGUAUGUGAAGGGUCAUUUGUUUAAAUUAACAACAGACUAUCUGCUGUACAAGCAUUCAACUGUGACGGACUAUCCGGAGUCUGCACACCCAGCUGACGAAGGGGAUUCAGUCCUUCUGCAGGUGGAGUUCGGCUGGUUUGAAGAGCGCGAUGGUUCCUUUGGCCCCAAAAUUCCGUCAGAGUUUAUAUGUGGGGAAACGACGCUUGAUCUUCUUAGGCCCUGGAUUCCUGUUGAGCUGUUGGGGGCCGUUAAAGGUAUUUCUUUAGGCGAGAGGCGAACCGUCAAGCUGGCGAUCCCCUUUAGUACCUCCCAGUUGCUGGAAAUAAAUGCAAGACAGGCAUAUGACGCCAGCGAAGAACAGCAAACAGAUGUUGGAGAGAGAAGGAUGACGGAGGGAUGCUCAGAGGAAGGCCGCAGUCUUGUUCCGCUAUACCUGCAGAGCCUCGCAGGCACAGAGAAAGACAAAUUUUUGAGGAAGUUUUUUUCACAGGAGGGGGAAUCGCCAGGUGAUGUUGGCGGCACGGCAGCAUCAGAAGUGGCCUCCGCGGCCGACACUGGUGAUGCCAGCACCGAAGAGCGAAGUAACAUAGCAGGAAAGGAACAAGUGGGAAUAUCUGGAGACACCUAUGAAGACAGUGGUGAAGAAGCUGAAGAUGAAAUACAUCACAUCGAUUGUCUUCUUCAGGUCAAAUGCGUUGGAGUGAAACGCCGCAUUUGGCCGGCUGCUGAUGAUGCCUUCUUUCAGAAAGCAUGCCAAAUGAGCCGGGCUGAGUUGUGGGAGAAAAUAGAGGCCGCCGCGGAGGACUUGGCCAAGAAUGCAGCGUCAAAGCAUGCUUUAGGUGCUGCAGCUCAGGCUCUCGAUGAAAUAUCUCAAGUGGAUGUGCCAGAGUCUCUCUUUGAUGCACAAGCAAAUGCCACAUGGAAACAGCAGCUGCGAGCACGAGAAAUCCAAGGGGAGAAUGACAAGAAAAACCGAACCAAAGAAGACUUUAUGAAGUGGAAAGAGGAGAACCGGCGGGGGAUAGAGAGCAUACUUACAACAGCCUUUGCCAUCCAGGCGGUUUACAAGAGGGAAGGACUGCAAGUGGAUGAAAAAAAAUUACAGGCGGACCUCGCUAAGGCGCUCCUGCAGACAACAGGGGAAGCCCCGGAGGCCGUCCUAAAGCAGCUCUAUAAAAAGGCGCAGGCGGCGCUUGUGUACAAGUUCAUUUUAGAGCAUGCAAAUGUGGAGUAUUACGUCAAUGAUACACCCGCCGAAAUUACAGUGCAGCCCGACGGAACUGCGGUGCCUCAGCAAGGCGUCAGGGCCUUUCCUCGUGGGGUUGACGUGGAGGAAUGGCACAAGACCAGAAGGGAAACUGUGAAGGAACGAGACAAUUUACGAAAGCAAGCAGAGCGUUUCUACAUUGAUCCCAAAACUGUGAAGAAACUGGACAACGAUAAUUCAACAAAGCCGGAAUAA
This is a messenger RNA of Eimeria tenella, 1863 nucleotides long. RefSeq lists its product as uncharacterized. The record is from RefSeq and is a predicted model, not a curated record. Gene Ontology annotation, biological process: protein folding; protein transport. The transcript has 11 exons. NCBI's taxonomy places the organism in Eukaryota, Apicomplexa, Conoidasida, Eucoccidiorida, Eimeriidae. The coding region runs from base 1 to 1863 and encodes 620 amino acids.